CCCAGAAGAACUUAGUUAUUCUUGCACUCUUCAGUGGUGUUUUGUUUGUAGUUUUCUCUAGCUUACUAGCUAGCUGAACAGAACUAUCUGUGUACUCUAGAAACCAUUCCUCAACAGUUCACAUACGUCAAAGCUGUAGCUACCACUUUGAAGGAUCUAACCGUUAACUUAGUGAGCGAAUCGACCAUCAAGUCGACCUACCAGAUGUGAAUAAUGCUAACGUUAUCUGUUAGGGUAAGCUAAUUUCGUUGUUAGCUAGGCAGUCCUAGCCAACACCCUCAUGAGGCAAUCCAACUCCGGAGAAUUAGCUAUCUACCAUCUGUAAACAAGUCUGACUAACUUGGGUUUUGCAUCUAGCAGCAAAGAACAAUCCAACAGAAUGUCAGGUGAUGCCAUUCUGCUGAAUGUACCUGUCAUUCGGCAGCUGUACCACUGGGACUGUGGAUUAGCCUGCGCAAGAAUGGUUUUGAAGUACGGGAACAUUUCGUCAUAUACUUUACAUACACGGUACCUCCACCCUGUGAGUGACGAGGAGUUUCAGGGUGCUUGCUGGGAGCUGAAGCUGACGGAGAGCGUGUGGACAAUUGACUUGGCCUACCUCAUGUGCCAGCUGGGGGUCAGGUACCGCUUCUGCACUCAGACACUGGGUGUUGACAAGGGCUUCAGGAAUCAGUCCUUCUACAAAAAGCAUUUUGACACUGAGGAAGACCGAGUGAACAAACUCUUCCUUAAGGCUGAGAGCAAGAAUGUCGUGGUGAAACAAUGGUUAAUUAACUUUGUGAAGAAGAAAGACAAAUUGUUCCAAAACUACCAGCUUGUCUGCUCUGUGACAAUUCAGGAAAUCCAGGAACAUGUUGACCUGAGCCAUGUGGCCAUAGUGCUGGUCAACGCUGUGGUUCUGGUGUGUGAACUCUGCUCUUCGCCUGUCAAGUACUGCUGUUUCCUGCCUGUGGGCCAGAAGUGCUUCUGCAGGAAGCCAGAAUACCAGGGUCACUUCGUGGUGGUGUGCGGCUUCAACCGGAGCAGCGGCUGCAUCUUCUACAACAACCCUGCCUACUCAGACCGAGAGCUGAUGGUGGCGGUGCAGAUGACGAUGCAGAUGGUCUCCACAUCAUCAUAGCGUCCCAUCCUCACUAUGAUGACACAACAGUGGGUCUACAGGUCCCUGAACAGGGACUGCUGGUUCCAGCUCUGGCCCAGUGUUGUAGAUGGGCCUGGGCUGUCCACUCCAGUGCUAACAUGGCUGAUUGCUCACAGAACAUACAACACCACUCCAACGUCACCACACAUAGCCCAUGCUAGUCGUCAUUGUCUAAAGGAAUAACAGCUGAAGAGAUCAACAAAGCCAGUGUGGUUUUUGUGUUGGUUGGGGGACAAGCAGAUAGAUGAAAUAGAAUAAAUGAAUUUUGACAGUGUCCCCUUUUGUUUAGUUUUAGUUGAUUCUAUCAAUUGACAUUGUGAAAUAUUUAGCAGUGCAAGCCUAUAAAUCCUAUUCCUAAUGCUGAGUGGACAAAAUGCCAAUGACACUCAAGUUGUUUCUUAACUUGGAGACGAGGGCAAAACAAUGCACAUACGAGGGCUUAAGGCAACAUGAUGCUUUCUUAAUGGUUUAUUCUGGUGUCAUGCUAUUUGUCAUGCAAGUCUGAUGGGCCAUGUAUAGCUGCUUUCCUCCCCUAAGACUAGCCUAGUCUUAUUUUAUUAAUAGUUUGAUUUGUAUUUAUUAAGGAUCCUCAUUAGCUGCUCAGCUACUCCUCCUGGGGUCCAGCAACAUUAAGGCAGUUAUAUAACAUUUAAAACAGUACAUGACAUUACAUUUCAUAACACUUUGCCCAAUACAUAUAGUGUUCCCUCAGUCCACUACUCCACUAUCACAUAUUUACAAUACAACAUCCAUGUGUACGUGUGUGUGUAGAGUGCGUGUCUUAUCAUGUGUGUGUGUGUGUCUCUUCACAGUCCCCGCUGUUCCAUAAGGUGUAUUUUUAUCUGUUUUUUUAAAUCAGAUUCUACUGCUUGCAUCAGUUACCUGAUGUGGAAUUCCAUGUAGCCAUGGCUCUACAUAGUACUGUGCGCCUCCCAUAGUCUGUUCUUGACUUGGGGAACGUGAAGAGACCUUUGGUGGCAUGUCUGUUUGUUAAAUUUAACUUAUUAUUUAGAAUGAGCUAAUAACAGGGAAUAGAGGGAAAAUAGUUUUUGAAGGACUCAGGUAAUUAAUGUUCAUGAAGUCUGAUUGUUGUACUACGAUGGCAAACCCAUUUCAAACUCAUUUUCUUAAUUCAAAACGCCUCGCCCAAUAGCCUGUUUAUGGAACCAAAUCUGCCCGGCAGGCUUAGAUGUCGGCAAUCGGAACAUCAUGUUCAACCUCAGCCAGCUGCUUUGAACAGACUUUGCUCUUGUUGUGUGCACCAGUUAAUCAGUUAACUUCGUUUUCAUUGGGAGGCCCCUUUUCAGGGUUGCACUACAUGCCUCAAUUUCCAUGCUCUUUAAAUUAGAAAAAAGAGAGAGAAUGGAGACAGUGUAAAGUCUGAAAUACUCAGUACGGGGUAUGGAUGCUUUGUAGGUUUUUCUUCAGUGUAUGACUUAACGCUACAGUAAGGUUUUAAAGGAUUUUGAUCAUAAGAUGUUUUCUGUUGAAAACCGCAAUCAAGUAGAGACAACACAUAGAAUAACACCUUUUAUUUAAUUCUCAUUCAACAUUUAUUUUUACAUUUUGGUAUCAUGGAUGAUAUUGCACUAUGGUAUUUGUACCAGCCAUAAUUAUGUAUUAUUUAAUUAAUAUUUUAACAUAAGAUAUUUUCCCAAUCUACUAAUUGGGUGGGAAGACAAUUUAUUCCUGGUUGUGUAUUUGUUAUCUAUUAAAAUGGCAAACUUUUUUUCUUACAAUUCCAAUUACGUACUGUAAAUCAAUAAAAUAAUUUUAACAAA
Oncorhynchus nerka (sockeye salmon) is the source of this 2922-nucleotide messenger RNA. Its product is annotated as protein GUCD1-like. Bases 380 to 1120 code for a protein of 246 amino acids. The transcript is spliced from 6 exons. NCBI's taxonomy places the organism in Eukaryota, Metazoa, Chordata, Actinopteri, Salmoniformes, Salmonidae. The record is from RefSeq and is a predicted model, not a curated record.